ACUGUGUUAGUUGAGAGAACAUGAAGGGGAUUUACAGGGACGGAUACUACGACGGAUCUAUUGGACUACGGGACGUUUUCAACAGGAGAUGCGUUCAAUGUGGCCACGGGGACUUUUUUCAAGCCAAAAUCAUGAGGAUUAGGACUGGGAUUGUUUUUUGGAACCUCGUCUUUUCACUGAUGCUCACUUGUGUCAAAGGUUUUAUCCAUACUUGUGGAGGCACAUUAAAAGGAAGGAAUGGGACGAUAGAAAGCCCUGGGUUUCCAUAUGGAUAUCCAAAUGGAGCGAACUGUACCUGGGUGAUUGUUGCUGAGGAGGGGAACAGGAUUCAUAUAGUUUUUCAAUCUUUCGCCAUCGAGGAGGAAUAUGACUUUUUAUCUUUGUACGAUGGGCAUCCACACCCAGCAAACUUCAAAACGAGGUUAACAGGAUUUACCAUCCCUCCGCCUGUUACCAGUUCUGGCUCCAUUUUUUCGCUGAGGCUUACCAGUGACUUUGCAGUAAGCGCUCAUGGAUUUAAGGUAGCUUAUGAAGAGCUGAGAAGCAGCUCGUGUGGAAACCCUGGGGUUCCAACCAAAGGCAUACUUAAUGGAACCCAGUUCAACGUGGGUGACAAGAUCCGUUACCGGUGCGUCACGGGCUACGUUCUGGAUGGCCACUCGCUCCUCACCUGCGUGACCAGUGCAGCUGGCGUGUCAGUGUGGGAUUUCCCUGUGCCGAUUUGCAGAGCCGAGGACACGUGCGGUGGCACCCUGAGAGGCUCCAGCGGGCUCAUCUCCAGUUUUGAUUUCCCCGGCGGUGACUCCCCUGGCAAUGGCGGAGGCGGAGGUGCCGGCGGCCUGGGCAGCAGCGGGGAGUGUAAGUGGACCAUACUGGCAGAUCCAGGCGACACCAUCUCUUUGGUGUUCACAGAGUUUCAGAUGGAGGAGAAGUCCGAUUAUCUGGAAGUCGAAGGAUCUGAACCGCCAACCAUCUGGCUAACUGGAAUGAAUAUUCCAGCACCCAUCAUCAGCAACAAAAACUGGCUACGGCUGCAUUUUGUAACAGAGAGCAACCACCGCCACAAAGGCUUCAGGGCUCAGUAUCAAGUGAAAAGCUCUGGAGAGCUUAAAUCCAGAGGGGUAAAAUUAUUACCAGGAAAGGACAACACUAACAAACUGUCUUUGAUGAAUGAGGGGGGAAUCAAACAGGUGUCUAAUUACUGCCCGGACCCUGGGGAGCCGGAGAAUGGCAAACGGAUUGGUUCUGACUUCAGCAUCGGAGCCACUGCUCAAUUUACCUGUGAUGAGGACCAUGUGCUGCAGGGUUCCAAAACGAUUACCUGCCAGCGCGUAGCUGAGGUCUUCGCAGCUUGGAGCGACCAUAGACCCGUCUGCAAGGUGAAAACGUGCGGGUCAAAUCUACAAGGACCGUCUGGGACGUUUACAUCUCCAAACUUUCCCAUUCAGUAUGAGAGUAACUCCCAGUGUGUGUGGAUCAUCACUGCCAGCGAUCCGAACAAGGUCAUUCAGAUAAACUUUGAAGAGUUCGACUUAGAAAUUGGGUAUGAUUCACUAACCAUUGGAGAUGGAGGGGAAGUCGGGGACUCCAAAACAAUAAUUCAAGUGCUGACGGGGAGCUUCGUCCCAGACCUGAUUGUCAGCAUGUCCCAUCAGAUGUGGCUCCAUCUUCAGUCUGAUGAGAGCGUAGGCUCAAUAGGCUUCAAAAUCAACUAUAAAGAAAUUGAUAAAGAGAGUUGUGGUGACCCCGGUACACCUCUGUAUGGCUACAAAGAGGGCAGUGGUUUUUUAAACGGAGAUGUUCUCCGCUUUGAAUGCCAGUUUGGAUUUGAGCUCAUUGGAGAAAGGAUGAUAACCUGCCAGGACAACAAUCAGUGGUCAGCUAACAUCCCCAUCUGUAUAUUUCCCUGCUUCUCCAACUUCACCUCCCCCAUGGGAACGGUACUGUCCCCCGACUACCCAGAAGGCUACGGGAACAACCUCAACUGUGUGUGGCUGAUUAUCUCCGAACCUGGCUCCAGGAUCCAUCUGGCCUUCAAUGACUUUGACUUGGAGCCUCCCUAUGAUUUCCUCACUAUCAAAGAUGGGGAUCAGUCGGGAGCCUCAAUAUUAGGGCGAUUUACAGGGGCUGAAGUUCCUUCCCACUUGACCUCCAACAGUAAUAUUCUGCAGCUGGAGUUUCAGGCGGAUCACUCUAUGUCGGGGCGGGGUUUCAACAUCACCUACAGUACUUUUGGCCAUAAUGAGUGCCCUGACCCUGGAAUACCUUUGAAUGGUAGGCGCUUUGGGGAUAGUUUCCAACUGGGAAGUUCCAUCUCUGUGGUUUGUGAGGAGGGUUUCAUCAAGACACAGGGGACCGACACCAUCACGUGCCAUCUGGAGGAUGGGAAGGCAAUGUGGAGUGGACUCAUACCUAAAUGUGAAGCUCCUUGCGGAGGACACUACUCAGGGCCGUCUGGUGUCAUCCUCUCCCCUGGGUGGCCAGGCUACUACAAAGACUCUCUUAGUUGUGAGUGGGUCAUUGAGGCCGAGUCAGGACGCUCCAUCAAAAUUAGCUUUGACAGGUUUCAAACGGAGCUCAGUUAUGACUUUCUGGAAGUGCACGAUGGGCCCAACCUGCUCUCUCCACUGAUUGGCUCAUUUAACGGUACCCAGGUCCCUCAGUUCCUGUUUAGUAGCAGUAACUUCAUAUACCUGCUUUUCACCACUGACAACAGUCGAUCAAAUAGUGGCUUCAAGAUCUUCUAUGAAGUGGUCACGCUGGACACGUACUCCUGUAUGGAUCCUGGUAUCCCCGUGAAUGGCCGACGACUAAACCACGACCUGUCCAUCGGCUCCACGGUGUCCUUCCAAUGUAGCCCAGGAUAUAGACUGAGCCACGAGGAGCCAUUAGUUUGUGAGAAGAACCACUUUUGGAGCCACCCGCUGCCCACUUGUGACGCAUCAUGUGGCGGGGAUAUCAGGGGACCUGGAGGGAUAAUUCUGUCACCUGGCUACCCAGAGCUUUAUCCAAACUCUCUAAAUUGCACCUGGACCGUUGAAGUCAGCCAUGGAAAAGGUGUCCAAUUCACUUUUCACUCCUUCCACCUGGAGGAUCACCAUGACUACCUUCUGAUAACAGAAAACGGCAGCUUCGCGCAGCCCCUGGCUCGACUCACGGGUUCAGAGAGGCCUGCGCCAGUUAAUGCCGGCCUGUAUGGGAACUUCAAGGCCCAGCUACGCUUCAUUUCAGACUUCUCCAUAUCUCUGCAGGGAUUCAACAUCUCCUUCUCGGAGUACAAUCUGGAGCCCUGUCAGGAUCCUGGAACGCCACGGUUCGGCAGGUACAUUGGCUCCAGGUUUGGCAUUGGCGACUCGCUGUCGUUCUACUGCAACACUGGCUAUCGUCUGCAGGGAGCCAAGGAGAUUGUGUGCUUGGGAGGUGGCCGCCGCAUAUGGAGCGCCCCUCUGCCAAGGUGUGUGGCUGAGUGUGGAUCCACAGUCUCCAACAAUGAGGGAGUUCUUUUGUCCCCAAACUACCCAAUGAACUACGAUAACAGCCACGAAUGCGUGUACAGCAUUCAGGUCCAAACAGGCAAAGGCAUCAACAUCACUGCUAGCACCUUUCAGCUUGCACAAGGUGACGUUCUUAAGGUCUACGAUGGGAAGGACGGCACGUCCGCACUCCUUGGCAGCUACACGGGCACGCUGAUGCAGGACCUGUUCCUCACCAGCACGUCCAACAAUCUGUGGCUGGAGUUCUACUCAGACCCAGAGUCAACGGCAGCCGGCUUCCGCCUCGUAUAUCACAGUUUUGAGCUGUCCCACUGCGACGACCCAGGAGUGCCACAGUUUGGCUUCAAAAUCAGUGACCAGGGUCACUUUUCUGGCAGUUCCAUCAUGUUCGGGUGUGAACAAGGUUACACUCUGCAUGGAAGUGCCAUACUUAAGUGCAUGACCGGGGAGAGGAGAGCAUGGGACAACAACCUACCAUCAUGCAUAGCCGAAUGCGGUGGCAGUUUUAAAGGAGAGUCUACAGGGCGUAUCCUCUCUCCUGGCUAUCCCUUCCCCUAUGACAACAACCUGAGAUGCACCUGGACAAUCGAAGUCAGCUCUGGAAACAUUGUCAGUCUCCAGUUUCUUGCAUUCGACACAGAGGCAUCCCAUGACAUCCUGAAGGUGUGGGACGGGCCUCCUGACAACGAGAUGUCUCUGAAGGAGGUCAGUGGCUCGCUGCUGCCUGAGGGGAUCCACUCCACCCUCAACGUCGUCACCAUUCAGUUCGAAACGGAUUUUUACAUCACCAAGUCUGGCUUUGCCAUUGACUUCUCAAGUUCACUUGCGACAGCCUGCAGAGAUCCAGGUAUCCCCAUGAAUGGCAGCCGCAAUGGUGAAGGGAGGGAGCCCGGUGACACUGUAACCUUCUCCUGUGAUCCGGGAUAUGAAUUGCAGGGAGAGAGCCGAAUCACCUGCAUUCAAGUGGAAAAUAGAUUCUACUGGCAACCCAGCCCCCCAAGCUGCAUUGCUCCAUGUGGUGGAAACGUGACCGGGUCUUCUGGAUUCAUCCUCUCUCCCAACUACCCGCAUCCAUACCCACACAGCAAAGACUGUGACUGGCUAAUUGCAGUUCACUCCGACUAUGUUAUUUCCUUGGCUUUUAUCAGCUUCAGCAUUGAGCCCAACUAUGAUUUCCUGUACAUCUAUGACGGGCCAGACAGCAGCGCUCAUCUGAUUGGCAGUUUCCAGGACAGUAAACUUCCAGAGAAGAUAGAAAGCACCUCCAACUUCAUGUACUUGGCAUUUCGCAGUGAUGGCUCUGUGAGCUACACUGGCUUUCAUUUGGAAUACAAAGCAAAACUGCGGGAGGCGUGUUUUGAUCCAGGGAAUGUGAUGAACGGCACUAGAAUGGGUACAGACUACAAGCUGGGAUCUAUGGUGACGUUCCAUUGUGAAGAUGGCUAUCUUCUGCAGGGCUACUCCACCCUGACGUGUGUCAUGGGCAACAGCAAGAGACCAGAGUGGGACAGAGCCAAACCGAGCUGUCAGGCUCCCUGUGGAGGUCACUUCACUGCUUCAGAGGGAACUGUUUUGUCCCCAAACUACCCACAUAAUUACACCAGAGGUCAAAGCUGCGUCUACGACAUCUUCGUCCAUGGAGACUUUGUGCUCUUUGGCCAGUUUGUGGUUUUCCAGACUCUGCCCACUGAUGUAGUCGAGAUCUACGAUGGACCUUCAAAAGACUCAAACCUUCUCUCGUCAAUAUAUGGAUCACACUCUGGUGAGACACUCCCUUUGAGUUCUGGAAACAAGAUAAUACUUAAAUUUACCACAAAUGGAACAGAAACUGCAAAGGGAUUCCAUUUUGUAUACCAAGCUGUCCCUCGGACAAGCGCCACUCAGUGCAGCUCAGUCCCUGAGCCGCGAUUUGGAAAGCGGAUAGGGAAUGACUUUGGCAUCAGCAAGGUGGUACUGUUUGAAUGUAAUCCAGGCUACACGUUGCACGGCACCAAUGCCAUCAGGUGUGAGGCCGUGCCCAAUGCCCUGGCCCAGUGGAAUGGCACCGUUCCCACGUGUGUUGUUCCCUGUGGCGGAUUGUUAACUGAGCGCCGAGGCACUAUUCUCUCUCCUGGAUACCCUGAACCAUACGCCAAUUAUUUGAACUGUGCUUGGAGAAUCUCUGUUCCCGAAGGAGCUGGAAUACAAAUUCAAGUUGUGACCUUUGCCACUGAGCACAACUGGGAUUCGUUGGAUUUUUUUGAUGGAGUUGAUGGCAAUGCUCCGAGGCUUGGCAGCUACUCAGGAACAACGAUACCCCAACUACUGAACAGCACGUCCAAUAACCUGUACCUGACCUUCCAGUCUGACAUCAGCGUAUCUGCUGCUGGUUUCCACUUGGAGUACACAGCAAUAGGUUUGGAUUCGUGCCCAGAGCCGCUGCCUCCAAGUAACGGUCAAAGAGUGGGAGAUCGCUUCACCGUGGGGGAUAUGGUUUCCUUCCAGUGCGACCAGGGCUUUUCAUUACAGGGUAAUGCAUAUAUUACCUGCAUGCCUGGCCCUGUCAGAAGAUGGAAUUACCCCGUACCUCUGUGUUUAGCUCAGUGUGGAGGCUCUAUGACAGACUUCAGCGGUGUCAUCCUCAGUCCAGGCUUUCCAGGGAAUUACCAGAGCAGCCUGGACUGCACCUGGAGAGUUCAGCUCCCCACUGGCUUUGGAAUCCAUUUGCAGUUCCUAAACUACUCAACAGAGCCCGUUCACGACUAUUUGGAGGUGCGGAGUGGCAGCCUUGAGACGGGAACAGUGAUCGAUCGAUUCAGUGGUCCAGCGGUGCCCAACUCCCUCUUCAGCACCACCCAUGAGACCAGUAUCUUCUUCCACAGUGACUAUUCCCAGAACAAGCCUGGCUUCCACAUUGUCUACCAGGCAUACGAGCUGCAGAGGUGCCCCGACCCCAGACCAUUUCGUAAUGGCAUAGUGAUCGGUCAGGAGUACAGCGUAGGAAUGACCAUUUCUUUCGAAUGUCUGCCGGGUUACACCCUUCUUGGAGAGCCCUUACUCACCUGUUUGCAUGGAGUCAGCAGAAACUGGAAUCACCCCAUGCCUCGCUGUGAAGCUCUUUGUGGUGGAAAUAUAACAUCCAUGAAUGGUACAAUAUACUCUCCUGGACACCCUGCAGAGUAUCCACACUUCCAGGACUGCAUGUGGACUGUCAGAGUACCUCCAGGGUACGGCAUCUACAUCAAUUUCUCUGUUAUCAAUACGGAGCCAAUCUACGACUACAUCACUGUUUGGGACGGACCCGACCAGUCCUCACCUCAGAUCGGCCAGUUCAGCGGCAGCACCGUACAGGACGGCGUGUCAACAACUGCCAAUCAAGUCCUCAUCAAGUUCCACAGUGACUUCAGCACCAGUGGCUUCUUUGAGCUUCAUUAUUACGCUUACCAGCUAAGAACUUGUCAGCCACCACCUCCUGUUGCCAAUGCCACUAUCCUAACUGAGGACGACGAGUUUGAAAUAGGGGACAUCAUUCGGUACUCGUGCCUGCCAGGCUUCACCUUGGUGGGCAGCGAGAUUCUGACCUGCCGACUCGGGGAGAGGUUACAGAUGGAUGGACCGCCACCAGUGUGUCAAGUGCAAUGUCCAGCCCACGAGGUGCGCUUUGACUCAACGGGGGUAAUCUUGAGUCCUGGCUACCCUGAAAACUACCCCAAUCUUCAGAUGUGCUCCUGGCUGAUCAGUGUGGAGAAGGGCUACAACAUCACCCUGCACUUUGAACUCUUCCAGACAGAAAAAGAGUUUGACAUCUUGGAAAUAUUUGAUGGUCCCAACAUCUACAGUCAGAGCCUUUCAACUCUCAGUGGUGACAUUGAAACGCCCUUCAGCCUGACGACCACGGGCCACCAGCUCCUGCUGCGCUGGUCCUCCGACCACGGCACCAACCGUCGCGGCUUCCACAUCAGAUAUGUGGUGAUGUACUGCAGCACCCCAGACUCCCCACAACACGGCUUUGUCGUGAGCCAGACCGGGGGUCAUCUUAACAGCGUGGUGCGCUGGGCUUGUGAUAGGGGCUACAAGCUGAUCGGUAAGGGCACAGCUGUGUGCAAGAAAACCAUCUCUGGGUACUAUACCUGGGACGCGCCAGUUCCCGCAUGCCAAGCUGUGUCGUGCGGUGUGCCCAGUGCGCCAGUGAACGGAGGUGUGCUUGCUGCUGAUUACUCCGUUGGCACACGGGUGACCUACUUCUGCAAUGCUGGGUACCGGCUCUCCUCCAAAGAACUGACGACCACAGUCUGCCAGCCAGACGGCACCUGGAGCAAUCACAACAAGAUACCUCGAUGCAUUGUAAUGACGUGCCCCAGUCUCAGCUCCUUCUCUCUGGACCACGGGAGAUGGAGGAUCGUCAAUGGUUCUCACUACGAGUACAGAACUAAAAUAAUUUUCUCCUGCAACCCUGGAUACUACCGCGUUGGCCCCGCCCACAUCCAGUGCCUGGCCAAUGGAGUGUGGAGCUGGAAGAGCGAGAGACCUAGGUGCAGAAUCAUUUCCUGUGGUGAUCUUCCUUCUCCUCCUAAUGGGAAGAAAAUCGGGACCCAAACUACGUUUGGCGCAUCAGCCAUUUUCAGCUGUAACCCCGGCUAUGUUUUAUCGGGUUCUACUGUUCGAGAGUGUCUCCUUUCUGGCCUCUGGAGUGGGAUGGAGACUCAGUGCUUGGCGGGCCACUGCGGCAUCCCUGAGCAGAUCGUGAACGGGCAGGUGAUCGGGGAAAACUUUGGUUACAGAGACACAGUGGUCUAUCAGUGCAACCCCGGGUUCAGGCUCAUUGGCUCCUCUGUACGCAUCUGUCAACAGGACCACAACUGGUCUGGACACCUCCCAGUUUGCAUCCCUGUCACAUGCGGCCACCCUGGCAGCCCUAUCUACGGCCGCACCACAGGCGAUGGCUUCAACUACAAUGAUGUUGUGCGCUUCUCCUGCAACAAAGGCUACACCCUCGAGGGCCCGUCCACUGCCCAGUGCCAGGCCAGCCGGCAGUGGAGCCAGCAGCCUCCGACAUGCAGAGUGGUUAACUGCACGGAUCCAGGUAUCCCGGCCAACUCUAUCCGGGAGAGUAAAAUCGAGCACGGGAACUUCACGUUCGGCAGCGUCGUCUUCUAUGACUGCAACCCCGGAUUCAACCUGUUCGGCUCAUCGGUGCUCACCUGCCAGCCAGAGGGACACUGGGACAAACCUCUUCCAGAAUGCAUCGAACUGGACUGUGGCCACCCUGGUUCUCCCCCCCAAGCUGUGAUGAGUGGAGAGAAGUUUACCGUCGGUUCCACGGUGCGCUACUCCUGCGCCGGAGACCAUCAGCUCAUCGGGGACUCGUCACUCACCUGUCAGCUAAAUGGACACUGGAGCGCUCCGCUGCCCCACUGCUCAGGCGACUCUGCAGGCACCUGUGGGGAUCCUGGCACGCCUGCCCAUGCCAGCAGGGAGGUGGGGAACUUUAAAGUGCGCAGCAAAGUGCGCUUCACCUGCGCAGUGGGACAUACAUUGUAUGGCUCAGCAGAGAGGAUCUGCUUCCCCAACGGGACCUGGUCGGGCAAGCAGCCGUUCUGCAAGCCGAUACAGUGUGGGAACCCAGGGACGCCUGCCCAUGGCCAUGUUUCCCGCGUGGAAGGCACAACUUUCUCCCACUCCAUUGUGUACUCUUGCAUGGAAGGAUAUUUCCUCACUGGAUCACCUACGCGGCAGUGUCUGGCAAAUGGCACGUGGUCUGGUACAGCUCCAAACUGCACAAUGAUCACCUGCGGCGAACCUGGGGUUCCAGCGAACGGACUGAGAUUUGGUGAUGACAUCACAGUGGGCCAGAAUGUGACGUUCACUUGCCAGCCAGGGUACGUGAUGUUAGGAGGAGACAGCUCCGUCACAAGGACCUGCACCAACAACGGGACCUGGAGUGGAACCAUGCCGACAUGCCAAGUGGUAACUUGUCCUUCGGCCCCGUCCAUCCCCAACGGCCUGCUGGAGGGCUCGGUGCUGGAGUGGGGCACCAGUGUGAGCUACAGCUGUCUGUCCGGCUACGAGCUGUCCUUCCCGGUUGUGCUUACCUGCACGGGAAAUGGGACAUGGAGCGGAGACCUGCCCCAGUGCCUGCCCAAGUUCUGCGGAGACCCCGGUGUGCCGCUCAAAGGACGGCGAGAGGGACGGAGUUUCAUCUACAAGUCCGAGGUGUCGUUCAGCUGCAGCGUCCCCAACGUGCUGGUAGGAUCAGUGACACGCAUGUGCCACGAGGACGGCACCUGGAGCGGCUCCCAACCACGAUGUAUCGAACCUACAAGAACCACAUGUGAAAACCCAGGGACACCUGAGCAUGGCUUCAUCAACUACACCACAGGCUUUAAGGUGGGCAGCAGAGUAGACUUCCAGUGCCAGCAGGGACACAUAUUGCAGGGCUCCACUACAAGGCAGUGCUUGCCAGAUCUCACCUGGACUGGCAUCCAGCCUGCCUGUAUCCCUCACGCCUGCAGACAGCCACGCAGCCCGGCCAACAGUGACGUCAUCGGCCUGGACCUGCCCUCGUACGGUUACACCCUGGUGUACACCUGUCAGACGGGCUACUUCCUCUCUGGGGGCUCCGAGCAUCGCGUCUGCCGCUCCGAUGGCAGCUGGACUGGCAAGGUGCCUGUGUGCAGAGCUGGAUCCAAAUCUGCAGAGAAAAAUGUCAAAUCUGCACCUGGGACACCAAGCCCUAAAAUAAUGGUUCCUGACGAUGUGUUCGCCACGGAUUUCGUCUGGAAGGGCUCCUACGACUACAAGGGCCAGAAGCAGCCGAUGAGUUUGACCGUCACAAGCUUUAAUGCUACAACUGGAAAAGUCAACGUAACUUUAACAGACAGUAGCAUAGAGUUUCUGCUCUCUGGAGUUUACAAACGCCAGGAGGCACGCUUAAUGCUUUUGCUGUACCAGAUGAGAGCACUGGCCCACAGCUCCUUGAGCAGGAUUACUGACGAGACCUGGGCCAUGGAUGGAUUUGUUUCUGCUGAGCCUGAGGGCGGCAGCUACGUGUUCCAGGGAUUCAUACAGGGUAAAGACUACGGACAGUUUGGACUACAGCGACUUGGUUUGAGUCUGAGAGAAAAUGUCACCUUCACUGAUCCUGAAACCAACGGCUCCACCAACAGCAGUUCUGUUGCCGUGGCUAUCCUCGUGCCUUUCUUUGCUCUCAUCUUUGCUGGCCUCGGGUUUUAUCUCUACAAGCAGCGAAAAACCGAUAAAGCGCAGUAUACAGGUUGUUCCGUCCAUGAGAACAAUAAUGGACAAGCCACAUUCGAGAACCCCAUGUACAACACAAACACGAAGGCUGCUGAGGGGAAAGUCGUCCGCUUCGACCCCAAUCUCAACACCAUCUGCACCAUGGUUUGAUGUCUGCCGAGCGUGAUGGAAGCACCUAGGGAGAAGAAGAAGAAACACACGAUGGGUGAAGAAUUGCAACUUCUCCUUCUUUUGUCUUCACUUGAAAUAUAUAUAUAUAUAUAAAAAAGAAUCUCAGCUUUUCUCAGCAAAGACACAGAUUUGUUCAAAAACAGAAAGCACACUUUCAGCAACAAUUAAAGUAGCUGAAAUCAAUAGCGUUCAGAAGGUAAAAAAAAAAAAUGAAAGGGGGAGGAAGGGGCCGGUUCCACAUCUUUUUGAACGCUUCCCACAGUCUGGUGGAGAAGUGUUCUUUUUUUUUUCUUUUUGCACUCUGUGAGUGUUGGCUCCUUAAAGAAAAGAGCCUCUGGCAUAUAGUUAAAAUGGAGUAUUUUAUGCUCUGUAGUAUAAAUAUGGAGGGUUUAUUUUACCAUGCCAAAUAAAAAAUGUAAUGUUUUUCUUUUCAAAGAAAAAGCCCAUAUCAAAACUGUUUUUUUCCUCCCCUUUGUUUCUUUCCUGAUGACAAUUAUUUUCUAUUACAAAGAAGAGGAGCGUCUCAACUCUGAGCUAAUCAAUGUAAUCUAUAUUCUAUUUUCCGAGCAGCAGGGUGUGGAAGAGGAGCUGAAGUAGCAAAAACGGAGUGAAAAAAAAAGAAAAAAAGGAAGAAAGAAACUGCCUCUCUUUGAAUUGUGUUGGCGCUGAAGUCUGUUCAAAGUUAUGUGGUCAAUUAUACCUCUUAAUUGGAUGGUACCUCUUACUGUUGAAAUAUAUGGCCAUGAAUUUAUGUAGGCUACGGAAAUGCAGUGCAAUUCUUCGAGUGCCACUGGGAACGCUAGGGCUUUUAUUGUUACAAGUUCUCUGAAAACAGCAGAGUAUAUUUUCUUCAACAGAGAUAUAGUCUACAAUAGAGUUUAUUAUCAAGUGGGUGCAAUUUAUUUGUUGUGGAUUGAAAUUUUUGUUGAGCAUGACUAUUUAAAUACUUAACAAGCCUGGGAGACUCAUUGGAGCAUCUUCUACUGGUCAUGUGGGGAUUUAUUUGAUGGCUCUAGCUAAACUGAGCUCAAUUUAUUUAAGUCUAUUUUCUUAAUAUGAUUGUAUUAUUUUUUUCCUCUUUCUUUCUUUUUAUUUUUUUUAAAAAAAAGCUCAGAAAUAUUUUGGGUCCCAAAUGAACCAAAUUUGGAGUGAAUAACCCCCGCCUUGUGCCUGUAUGUAUCAAGAAUCUCAAAGUAGGAGUUCUGUGUCUUGAUUUUUACAAGUUUUAUUUAAUGACGGGGAUGAAGAUAUUUGCAGUGCACAGAACUUACAUCCGGCCAGGUUUCCCAGAGGUUAAUUCAAGUCUGGAUGUUGACUCAAAGAUAAAUGAGAGGGCCAUCUGAGGUGAGAUGAAGCUCAAAGUCUUGCCUGCUGCUCAUAAAAUGUCAGUACACGUGUCUGCCCCAUCUUAGAUUAACUUAAAGGCAAAGUGAGUCCAACCACUAAAUCAUCUCCGUUUUCACCAACCGAGCAAUCUUAGUUGUCAUCUAAUUCUUUUGGGAAACCGUGCCUUAGACAGAAAACCUAUGAACCGUACUCCUACUCUUAGACAAUUGAUAGAUACACGGCCUCGGCCUAUUUUGUUAAACCCUUCUGAUACUAAUAGUCAUUUCAAUGUCUUAAACACAUCAGCUUCUGCCAACAAAUGUACAGUAUACAUGAAAGAAUUUGCACACUUGAACAUGAUCCAUCACCAUUCACGACCAAUUACAUUUUACAAAUGAAAGACACAUUUGAAACUGUCAUCACAUUUCUACAUCAUUGCAGUGCCUUGAAUACUGUGUGGGCAUGUUUUUGAGGAAGACGUAACACUUAUUAGUAAAACUGCACACUAGUGUAACUUAUCUGCACAGUUUGCAAUGAUUUAGCAUAGUGAUGUCAGAUGGUUUAAUUGUUGAGGCAAAAAGCAGCUCAUAGUUUCAUACCUGUGCAUGUUGGUAAUAAGUGAUCCAGUAUAGCGAUUGCUGCUAUAGUACUUUGUACCACUAUGUUGAUUCCUGUCAUUGCUAUUCCAUUUUGUACAUUUAUACAUUUUUGAUACUCGAUGGCACUCUUUGGGAAGAUGUCUUGUGUUAUCAAUAUGUAAGAGAUUUUGCGACUUCACGUUUCUUAUGGAUGGGGAAAGAAAAAUAUCUGGUACAAGCGGCAUACAGUCAGUCUCCCAUCCAGAGACUGCAGAGUAGAGUAGAACGCUUUUAAAUGUGCCACACAAUUGUUAUCUCAUUCAAGAACAGGUGUAUAUGAAAAUGUACAUAUUACAAAAAUUUUGUAAAGAGAUAUAUUUUUUAUUCAGAUGAAGCAUUUGUAAGUUAUUAAAUAU
This is a messenger RNA of Cololabis saira (Pacific saury), 13221 nucleotides long. Its product is annotated as CUB and sushi domain-containing protein 3-like. The record is from RefSeq and is a predicted model, not a curated record. The transcript is spliced from 70 exons. Gene Ontology annotation, biological process: regulation of dendrite development. The coding region runs from base 21 to 10880 and encodes 3619 amino acids. Lineage: Eukaryota; Metazoa; Chordata; Actinopteri; Beloniformes; Belonidae.